Messenger RNA from Ziziphus jujuba (common jujube), 1486 nucleotides. Its product is annotated as WD repeat-containing protein LWD1. Lineage: Eukaryota; Viridiplantae; Streptophyta; Magnoliopsida; Rosales; Rhamnaceae. Gene Ontology annotation, cellular component: nucleus. Bases 182 to 1192 code for a protein of 336 amino acids. The record is from RefSeq and is a predicted model, not a curated record. Gene Ontology annotation, molecular function: protein binding. The transcript is spliced from 3 exons.
UUGAUAAACAUUGUUCUCCGUUUUAUAGGCCAGAAAAUCACAGCUACCACAACAGGGAACCCAACCAAACCCUUUUCCUUCUCUCUGUCACUCUGCAAUUCGAUGUGUUUGAGCUGCUAACUAUACGUUUGUGUGCUUCUGAGCCAUAUAUAUAUAUCAAUACAACUUACAGAACUCAACCAUGCAAAGCCCCGUAGAGAGAAAACCAGGAGUUUACACCUACGUGGCUCAAUGGCCAGUUUACUCCAUAGCCUGGUCACUUCGUUCGGACAAGAAUUACCGCCUAGCCAUCGGAAGCUUUCUCGAAGACUACAGCAAUAAGGUCGAACUCGUCCAUUUCAACCCUGACACCUCCGAUUUCACCACCGACAGCCGCCUCUUCUUCGACCACCCUUACGCCCCAACCAACCUCAUGUUCUUCCCUUCCCCGGAAACCUCUAACCCCGACCUCAUCGCCACCUCCGGCGACUAUCUCCGCCUCUGGGAAAUCCACGAAGAUCGAAUCCAGCUCAAAUCCCUCCUCAACGGCAAUAAAACCAGCGAGUUCAACUCCGCCAUCACUUCCUUCGAUUGGGCCGAGGUCGACACUGGUCGUGUUGCCACAGCGAGUGUCGACACCACUUGUACGGUCUGGGACAUCGAGAGGGAAGCCGUGGACAGCCAGUUGGUGGCUCACGACAAAGAGGUGUAUGAUAUUUCUUGGGGCGGAUUCAAUGUGUUCGCUUCGGUUUCUGGGGACGGUUCUGUCAGAGUGUUUGAUUUGAGGGAUAAGGAAAGGUCAACCAUAAUUUAUGAAAAUCCUAUCCAGGAUAGUCCUCUGCUAAGGUUGGAGUGGAACAAGUUUGACUCCAGGUUUAUAGCCACGGUCGGAAUGGACAGCAACAAAGUGGUGAUAAUCGAUAUUAGGUUUCCAACUACUCCCUUAAUGGAGCUUUGUAAGCAUAAAGGGAGUGUGAAUGCCAUCUCAUGGUCUCCUCGCAUCGGACGGCAUUUGUGCUCCGUUGGUGACGAUUCAAGGGCUCUGAUAUGGGAUGUGGUGGGACCCAAUUUUCGAUCUGAUAAUGGUGGGGAGAUUGAACCUGAGAUGUGGUAUGGCUCGACGGCUGAGAUUAAUCAUGUGCGUUGGUCUCCUGUGGAGUUGCAAUGGAUCGGUAUUGCUUUCUUGAAUAGGUUACAGCUUCUGAAGGUUUAGGAGCCAAUGGGGCACAGGACCGUGACCAUCACUAAUGGUGGACCCAACUGGGUUGCCAAUGGAUAUCGAGGAUUUUUUGCCAUGGCUACAAAUUAGAGGAUAUCAAAGAGAAUCCUGACCAUUGUUUUGAUGUCUUUUAAGAUUGAAAUUGUAGUGAGAGUUGAUUUAUUAUAGCACUAGAUAGACUUGAGCUUGGCAAAUAGAUGCUAAGGGUAUACAAGCCAAUAUUGAACUAUAUAUAUCCAUACACUAGCCACUGUAACUAGCCAUUUGUUGCUUAUCAUCUCCCUAUCU